Lucilia cuprina (Australian sheep blowfly) is the source of this 9788-nucleotide messenger RNA. RefSeq names its product voltage-dependent T-type calcium channel subunit alpha-1G (gene Ca-alpha1T). The transcript is spliced from 21 exons. The record is from RefSeq and is a predicted model, not a curated record. Gene Ontology annotation, molecular function: low voltage-gated calcium channel activity; voltage-gated sodium channel activity. Gene Ontology annotation, biological process: membrane depolarization during action potential; sodium ion transmembrane transport; neuronal action potential. Lineage: Eukaryota; Metazoa; Arthropoda; Insecta; Diptera; Calliphoridae. Gene Ontology annotation, cellular component: neuron projection; voltage-gated sodium channel complex; plasma membrane. Bases 55 to 7917 code for a protein of 2620 amino acids.
UGGUUCGAGCGCAUAUCAAUAUUGGUGAUAUUAUUAAAUUGCAUAACACUGGGCAUGUAUCAGCCUUGUGUGGACGAUGCCUGUGAAUUUAAUCGCUGUAAAAUACUACAGAUAUUUGAUGACAUAAUUUUCGGUUUCUUUGCCUUGGAAAUGAUCAUUAAAAUGGUGGCCAUGGGUAUUUAUGGUAAAAAUACCUAUUUGGCCGAUUCCUGGAAUCGUUUGGAUUUUUUCAUUGUCUUUGCUGGCCUUUUGGAAUAUAUAGUACAUGUGAAAAAUUUAAAUUUAACCGCCAUAAGAACAAUACGUGUUCUAAGACCUUUAAGAGCCAUUAAUCGUAUACCAAGUAUGCGUAUUUUGGUAAUGCUUUUACUGGACACCUUACCCAUGUUGGGCAAUGUCUUGCUGUUAUGCUUUUUUGUCUUCUUCAUAUUCGGCAUUAUUGGAGUACAACUUUGGCAAGGUAUUUUAAGGCAAAGAUGCGUAUUAGACGUUCCCGAAGGUAUACGCGUACCAUUGAAUGUUUCCUACUACUAUGAAUUCUCCAAGGAACAGGAUUAUAUAUGCUCGAUGCCAGAAGAUUCUGGUAUGCAUAUGUGUUCAAAUUUACCACCAUAUCGAAAUGGACCCAUGGUCUGUACAGAAGAGGCCAUACCCAACGCUAACAAUUUACCAACAAAUACUUCCUGUGUAGAUUGGAAUAUUUACUAUUCGAUUUGUAGGCAAACAGCACAGAAUCCAUUUCAGGGAACCAUAUCGUUCGAUAAUAUAGGUAUGGCUUGGGUAGCCAUUUUUUUGGUUAUAUCAUUGGAAGGCUGGACGGAUAUUAUGUACUAUGUACAGGAUGCUCAUAGUUUUUGGGAUUGGAUCUAUUUUGUUUUACUAAUAGUGAUUGGCUCAUUUUUCAUGAUCAACUUGUGUUUGGUAGUCAUUGCCACCCAGUUCAGUGAGACCAAGAAACGUGAAAUGGAGCGUAUGCGUCAAGAACGUGCUCGCUACACCUCCACCUCUACAUUGGCCUCCAGCACCAAUAACUCGGAACCGGCCACCUGUUAUGCGGAAAUUGUUAAAUAUAUUGCUCAUCUUUGGCGACGCUUCAAACGACGAAUGUUAAAGAAGUACAGAUUAUAUAAGUACCAACAAAAACAACGCAAAGAAGGUUUAUUACCCAAUGCUGAUAAUUUAACAUUUUCACCGUCACGCAUUAAAAGUCAUCAUCCGAAAUGUCCCAAGUAUGCCAGCAAUCGUAAGCCCUCUAGUAUACAAGAUCAAAUGAUCACGGUAAUGGUGCCGCUUAAUUCCAAUAAUAAUGUCAAUGCCAGUGGUAAUAAUAACAAUCAUACACAUGUUCAACAACAUCAGCAAUCACAGCAGCAGAAUCAACAACAAUUAGGGGCACAACAACAACAUUCUACUACACAAACCCCCAGCGGUAUGGUGUCCUUAAUAAAUGGUCUACAUAAUGGCAAUAACAGUCAUAUUAACACAUCAACACCACAGUCACAGCAGCAUCAUUCGUCCUCAGAAAAUUCUGAACAAUCAUUGGAAAAUGUGGGUGGAACAGUUGCGACACGCAAUAGCAAUUAUAAAAAGAUCUCUAAUCAAUUAAAACCUGAAGCAGAUAGCAAACAACAACAGAAAACUAUACUUUUGAAAUUUCCCCAAAAUCUUAUGGAAACCGAUCAAUUAAUUCUCCAGCUGGGAACUCUAGGCAAGACACAUCCCUGUACAUCCGGCUUUUUAAGUCCCCCCACAUCAGCCAGUCGCCGACCUUCUGUCAUGUUCAAUGAAUACGUUUUAUUGCACACGCCACCGGCUCUCAAGGAACCGCAAUCUAGUGUUGAGAAAACGGUAUGUUCGUCGGAAAAGAUGACACAGGCCGGCGAUGGCAGCAUCUGGCAAGUGAAUCUACCACAGACUCUGGCCAGCAUUACGAAUCCUUAUGCGGAAUGUUCAGAUCUCGGUAUACACGACGCCAUGACUUGUCAAGAGCUUUUAGCAUUUUCUGUGGCAUUUUCAGCGGCCCUACCCACGGGUCAAAGUACACUGGAAUCGUUUUACUCAUCCUUGGCACGUUGUGAUCCCCAUACAGCCGAGGCUAUUAGAAAUCAACAGAAUUUGGAAAACUCCAACAACCUGGCUUUACAGCAACACAAUCAGCAACAACAACAAAUACAACAACAGAGGCAUUUCUCGGAACAAGGUAAAAAAGCUUUCGAUGCUCUUAACUCAAAUGGUGGCGGUGCAGUAUGUGGUACCGCACCCUCAGCCAGUACCGGCAAUUAUAUGGAGGACUAUUCUUGCUGCUAUGACCUGUAUCAAAAUGCUCUUUCACCACUGGAUGACAAAAGAAAAAAACGCUCCCGGCUAAUGAAAAUUAUUAUUGCCGCCUAUCGCUGCAUAAUGCGUGUAUGCGGCACUGGCAGGCGUUAUGUUAAACGUUUGGUGGAGCACAAAUACUUUCAGCAGGGCAUUUUGCUGGCCAUACUCAUUAAUACUCUAUCCAUGGGCAUAGAAUAUCACAAACAACCCGAAGAGUUAACUGUCAUAGUGGAGACCAGUAAUAUUGUUUUCUCUGCCAUAUUUGCGGUGGAAAUGUUACUAAAAGUGGUGGCUGAAGGACCAUUUCGUUAUAUAGCCAAUGGCUUCAAUGUAUUCGAUGGUGUUAUAGUAAUUUUAAGUGCCAUUGAAAUCUGUCAACAAUUCGCUGGCAAUGGCACAGGAGGUGGCGGUGGUUCUGGCCUAUCUGUUUUACGCACAUUUCGUUUAUUGCGUAUUUUGAAACUGGUACGUUUUAUGCCUAACUUGAGACGUCAAUUAUUUGUCAUGCUGCGCACCAUGGACAAUGUGGCCGUAUUCUUUUCCCUGCUCGUGCUUUUCAUAUUCAUUUUUAGUAUACUGGGCAUGUAUUUGUUCGGCGGUAAGUUUUGCAAAUUUAUGGAUGAAACUGGACUCGAACGCGAAUGUACGUGUCCCGAAAUAAUCAGCAAACAUCCUCAGUGUGAAUGUGAUCGUAAGCACUUCAACAAUAUACUCUGGGCCACCGUAACCGUCUUUCAAAUUCUAACACAAGAAGACUGGAAUGUUGUACUAUUCAACGGCAUGGAAAAGACAAGUCAUUGGGCUGCAUUAUAUUUUGUGGCCUUAAUGACAUUUGGCAAUUAUGUGCUCUUUAACCUAUUGGUCGCCAUUUUGGUUGAGGGAUUCAGUUCAGAGCGAAAUGAACGUCGCGAACGUGAACAACGAGAAUUGGUUAAGAAAUUGCGUGAGGAAACAUUGGCCGAAAAUUAUAGCGAUGCUAUGUAUGAUGAAUCGCACAGUGAAGUCGAUUCAUCAUCGACCAAUGAGAGUUACUAUGAGGUUCGCAAUCGUUGGCAUAGUGCCGAAGAUAUACGCAAGGAGGCUGCUGAAAUGUUUUUGGAAUCAAAGAAUAAUGUUCAAAAGCAGCGCCUGAAUCAAGUUACAAGUCGAGAUCAUCAAAUAAAAGAAGUUUCAUCUUCAGCCUCUACUAGUAAUCCCAUAAGUAGUACUAAUCGAAAAUCUUCAGAAAAAGAUUUACACAAGCCUACCGCUCUUGGUAGUGUUGGUGUAGGUGCUGUAAGUGCAGGACCUAUUAGUUCCUCCCUUAUUAGCGAUGAAGAUCGUAGAGGACUAAAAAAGACAUAUUCCAUAAGAGAUAGACGUGCUGAUGUUCCUCGUUUAGCCAAAAUUCGACCUAUGCGUGAGCCUCCUAUUAUAACAACCACUGCUGCUACACCUCAGGACUCCCCAAAUACUACUCUGGAAACAGGCUCCACUUUUAGAAAUUGGGGUCCACCAGACUCUGAUUCUACAGAGAGUCCGGUUUCACCCUCUCUUCUAAGGCCACCUACCAUAUUCAGCGCUCAACGUUCUCUUGACGAAGGUAUUCCAUCAAUAGAUCUUAUACCACCAUCACCCGUCUUGCCUCACAAACAGCACAUUAAUAUUUUAAAUGCCAGCCAAUUGGAAAGCAAUACAAACAAUUCCUUAAAUAACUUUGGUCAGGUUGGAGCCAAUACUUCUUUACUGUCUUCGUCACUUAACGGUAGUGGUGGUAUGCAAAGUGUCAUUAUAGAUGACAUUUCGAAAAACUCAAACUCGGCUUCAGGUCCUAUAUAUGUACCUACAAUAUCUUCAACUGCAGCUAAACUUCAGUUACCUACAUAUGCACACACCAGAGGUGAAAGUAGUUCGACAACAGGCCCAGCAGUCUUAUCAACUCAAUCCAGUACCUUAAGCUCAAAUGCUCAGGAAUCUGCCGAACCAUUGCAAAGAUUGCCUAGUCUUAAACGUUUUCGUCGUUCUAGUUCAAAGAGAAAGAAGGCUGAUGUUCUUACUGCAGAAGAUGUUGAACACCAACUUAAUAAUGGCAGUGACAAUUCCUGCUUGUUAACAGAUAGUCCCUCGGUAAGAGCGGAGGCCUUCCUAAAACCGACCACGCCAAAUUUAUCUGUUAAAAGUAAGGAAACUAAUCGACUAAGUCCUCAAAACUCUAUUAGACGCUUAUCAACAUCACUGAGUAUUGGCAGUGGACCUGGUAGUAGACGUGCUUCGGCAUGUCUAUUCAACUCUCACAUGUAUCAAAAUCUUAAUCAGCCCUCAAAGUUACACAGUGCCCCUGGCAAGCGUAGAAUGUCUUCAAUAGAACUGGCAUUUACGAAAACAUCCCACCUGAAUCUGCACAACUUAGAGCCAUCUCGCAAGUCUUUGUCCUAUACUAACUCUAAAUUGGAUUUGGACAAAUGGCAGAAAAACUAUUCGUGCGUUGGUGAAACCGAUAUGUUACAGCAGUACAUGCAAGAGCGUGAAAGACGUAAAAACUCAAUUAGUCAGUAUCCCAAGAAGAUCAUUGAAGAAACUAAGGAUCAACAACAUUCCACAGUAUCGCAUUCAGAACGUAUGUCUAAAAUAAAAAUUCUUAUUGAAAGACUUGCACCUCACGACUUCACCAACGAACGAAGAACAUAUUCGCUCUACAUAUUUCCCGAGAAUAACAGGUUCCGUCGAAUUUGCAUUUGGUUUGUUAAUCAAAAAUGGUUUGACAACGUGGUUCUUCUAUUCAUUGCCCUCAAUUGCAUAACAUUGGCAAUGGAGCGACCCAAUAUACCACCAUACAGUACUGAAAGACUCUUUCUGUCAACAGCGAAUUAUGUUUUUACAGCAGUUUUCACUUUGGAAAUGAUUAUUAAGGUUGUGGCUACUGGUAUGUUUUAUGGCCCAGAUGCAUACUUUACAUCUGGCUGGAAUAUAAUGGAUGGAUCACUGGUAACGAUUUCAAUCAUUGACCUUUUAAUGUCACUGAUUAGUCAAUCUAGUCCAAGGAUAUUUGGGAUUUUAAGGGUGUUUCGACUACUUCGUUCCCUACGGCCGCUGCGUGUUAUCAACCGAGCCCCGGGUUUGAAAUUAGUCGUGCAAACGCUCUUAUCGUCCCUUCGACCUAUUGGCAAUAUUGUGCUCAUUUGUUGCACAUUCUUCAUUAUAUUUGGCAUUCUGGGCGUGCAGCUAUUCAAGGGUACGUUCUACUUUUGCGAGGGCGAAAACAUUAAAAACGUUCGCAACAUGUCAGACUGCCUCAGCAUACCGGGUAAUGCUUGGGUCAAUAGAAAAUACAAUUUCGAUGAUUUGGGUAAGGCACUUAUGUCGUUGUUUGUCCUGAGUUCGCGCGAUGGUUGGGUCAACAUAAUGUACACCGGACUUGAUGCAGUAGGUAUUGAUCAACAACCGAUUGUCAACUACAAUGAGUGGCGUUUGUUGUACUUCAUUGCAUUUAUAUUACUCGUUGGAUUCUUUGUACUCAACAUGUUUGUGGGAGUCGUUGUCGAGAAUUUUCAUCGCUGUCGCGAAGAGCAAGAAAAAGAGGAGAAAAUACGUCGUGCUGCCAAACGAGCCUUGCAAAUGGAAAAGAAGCGAAGACGAAUGCACGAACCUCCUUACUACAUCAAUUACUCGCCUUCACGCAUGUUUGUUCACAACGUAGUCACAUCGAAAUACUUUGACUUGGCCAUAGCGGCUGUCAUUGGCCUGAAUGUUGUUACUAUGGCCAUGGAAUACCAUAGAAUGCGGCCAGAGUUACAGUAUGCAUUAAAAAUAUUUAAUUACUUUUUUACCGCUGUGUUCAUACUUGAAGCCAAUAUGAAAUUGGUAGCCUUGGGAUGGCAUCUGUACCUGAAGGACAAAUGGAACCAAUUGGAUGUCAGUAUUGUUCUAUUGUCCAUUGUCGGUAUUGUAUUGGAAGAACUAGAUACGAAAAAGUUACCAAUCAACCCCACAAUAAUGCGAGUGAUGCGUGUGUUGCGCAUAGCAAGAGUGUUGAAACUGUUGAAAAUGGCCAAGGGAAUACGAGCUUUGCUGGACACGGUGAUGCAAGCGUUGCCACAAGUUGGCAAUUUGGGCCUGCUCUUUUUCCUGCUGUUCUUUAUUUUCGCUGCUCUCGGCGUAGAACUCUUUGGAAGACUCGAGUGCUCCGAAGAGAUUCCAUGUCAGGGCUUGGGCGAACAUGCACAUUUCGCCAAUUUCGGGAUGGCUUUCCUCACAUUGUUUCGCGUAGCGACUGGCGAUAAUUGGAACGGCAUCAUGAAAGAUACAUUGAGGAAUAACUGUGAUGACGCACCGGAUUGCGUACGCAACUGUUGCGUUAGCUCGGUUAUUGCUCCCAUCUUUUUUGUGAUAUUCGUGCUAAUGGCGCAAUUCGUUUUAGUGAACGUCGUCGUGGCUGUACUGAUGAAACACCUCGAGGAGAGCCACAAACAAAUGGAAGACGAAAUGGAUAUGGAAGUCGAACUCGAACGCGAACUAGUGCGUGAACAGGAGUUUGAGCAGGAACAAAAACUUUGCGAACAACUGCAACAGCAAACAAAACCGCCUGCGCCAGCCCAACGUCAGCUGGGCAAAGUCAAAUCACUGCCAAUGAACUUUACCUACAACACCCCCUCUCUGGAGAAAAAGUUUACCGGUGUCUUAAACGCCACCAGCAAUCGCCGUCAGACGGUCCAGUACUUUAACCAACAGAACGGUCUGGGCCUCGCAGAGAUGGGUGGUGCUUUUAAGACACAAGCUCUAACACAACUAAUCCCUGAGUCGGCCACAACCGAAGAGAACAGUUUCGACUCCAAACUACAAAUACCUCCCACAGCAAGACGUGGACGACGUUGCUCGACAGCUUUGCGUAAACGUGGUACGCUAACGAAAGAACGAUCUCUGGACGAACAAGCCAUUCGUCGUCGUACCCUCGAAUCGAAGCGUAUGAGUUCCGAUUCUUUGCCUUGGGGAGGCGAUGUCGUUGAUUUUCGCAGUGGCACUAUCUUCGAGAGUCUAGAAUCGGACGGCAGUCCUUCCUCCACAUACGACGUGCAUAGCAUACGCAGCGAAGAAGUUCCACGCAGCGUAUCCGAUGUAGCCAGCAUCGUUAGCGCAGUUGUAAGUGAAAAACCGCCCAGUGCGGCUACAACGAGUGCUACCACAACAAGGAGACCAUACGGUCGUUCCCUCUCAACCGAUCCCACUUUUAUGGGUCCUGCACGCACAAAUCUACUCUCUGUACCACGUUCCAUGCCACCACGCAGCCGCAGCGGUAGUACAAAGCAACUUUUCAAACAACAAGCUCUCGACGAAGAUCCCGAUAUGGAUGAGAGCUCCUUGCUGCUGCCAGUGGUCAUGGAAAGUGGAACUGAUGCCAAUACUAAUACUCAAAAUGAAAAUAAAUCCAGCAACGAUGCAAAUGGUCGUUUAUCUGCAGAUAUUGCAAUAGUCGAAGGUCUGAGCAAAUCUGAUUCGGCCGAAAUAUUACGAAUUAUAUCAGAACGUCGACGCAUGGAUCAACGUGACAACAGCGGUAAUGAAGAUUCCGACUAUAAUGAAUUAUUACUAGUCAAAUCUCCUCAGUCAUCUAUAGAUGGCUAGCUCAAGAAUUUAUAUAUUUAACGACAACAUCAUUUAUGUCAAUAUCAUCAGCAUGCAUCAAUCACAGUACAUACAAUACCUGCGCGCUCACUACUUUUCACAUUUAAAUGUCAAUUCAACUGCAAAGUCAUGCUCAUUCUCAGUCUUAAGUUUUCAAUAGAAAUCUUGUUAAUAAUGGUAUACAUUUGCUAAAAGAAAAUUCUAUAUAUUGCGAUACAAUAAGACAAAUUCUAAUCAACAUCAUUAGCAGCAUCAUUAACACUCUGUGAUUAGCCAAAUAAUUAUAAAUACUAAACGAUUUUCAGCAUAUGUCAUGAAAUUUAUUUACCGCAAUUGAUAGCUUAUUUAGAUAGAGCGAAGAUAAACGAACGACCAACCAAACAAACGAACGAACGAACUAAACAAGUGAUAGGGUCUUAAAAAUAGUAGCUAACAGUAGGUGUGUGUCUAAAGAGUCUAGUUGUAAAGUAUAAAUAGCUUAAAAAGUGUACAUAUUAAAGUUAUUUAAAUUAAAAGGAAUUAAGAUUGUUCUAUCUUAAUCUCAGAUUCUUCAUAAUCUUAAGAUUAAGCUAAAGCUAAAGUACCAACUAGAGAUGAAGUCUUCUAGACGUGUUACGUUUUAUCUUAAACAAAUUAUGAUAAAGAAAAUUUUAUUAAUUUUCUUUUGACGUACUAUGUAUGUAUUUAAAAUAGGUUAGUGUAGAGAAUUUAAAUGAAUUUCAAAUCAAGGGCAUUAGUAACAAAAACCCAAAACAUGAGGUUUUAUUUUUCAUUUAAAGUAUUUUUCCUUCAAAAAAAAAAAUACUAUUUAAACAUAUAGAGUGAAAAAAGAGAGCUGCUUUGUUGAAACAUAUAAACUUGGUUAACAUUAAUACUAUUGUGUAGCGUUAUUUAGUUGCAAUAUUUGUCAUACAUAUACUACAUUCAAGAAAAUGUUUUAUUAAAUUUUGUGGCAAAAACAUUAACGAAAAAAUUAUUAAUUAUUGUAAAAUAAUAAUAAAAAAAAGAAAACAAAAUAAUUAUUACAACAAUUAGCUGUUAAAACGAGUUUAUAUUUAAAAUGGUAGAACAACAAAAACAAAAACGCAUUUAUAUUGAAAAUUUUAAUAUAAGAAAAAAAUUGACAAAAAAAAAAAUAUGCAUAAUUGUUAAAAAAAAGAAAUAAAACAUCCUACAUUUGCAUGUUUAGUUUUAGAAAAGUUGAAAAAAAUAUAGAAAUUUGUUUUAAAAAAACAAUGAAACAAUAUUGUUUAACUUAUAAAUAGGAAAAGUAUUACAAGGUUCGAUAAAGUAGUUUAUUUUUAACUGUUUAACAAGAUUUUAAAAAUUUAAUUUUAAAUUAAAAAAUUAUUUUUUUGUUUUUUUUUAUAUAUUUUUUAAUUUGUAGUUUUUUUUUAACAAUUUUAAAAAUUCCAAACAAUUUUUAAAAAAUUUUCAAAAAUAUUUUUUUCAGUUGUUUUAUUUUUAAACAUUUAUCAAAGAUUAAUAGAACAAAUUUUGUAAGAAUAUUAGAUUUAUAAACCUUAGAUAAACGUUUUUGCAUAAGACCUUUAAUAUUUACGUACAAUUUAAUUAAAAUUAUUAAAUAUUUUAUUUUAUCAAAACAGUUUUAUAUUUUCUUUGGAAUUUUAAUGUUUAUUAUAUUCACCUAAUAUCGAACCUUUAAAAUACAAAAAAACACUACCUUCAGGCAGUUGCUUAAACUGUGAUUUUUUUUAUGAAUGUUUUAAGGCUGCCAAGAAGGAAGUUUGUAAAAAAAUUAUUUAAAUCAUUAAAAAUAAAGAAACAAAACCCAAAAUAGAAAAGAAACCACUUAAACAAUUUAAAGUAUCAACGAAUUGUGAAACUAAUGGGAAAAAAACAAAAAGCAA